AACUUCCUCCUAGUAGAAAGCACAAGUUUGUGGUUCAUUAGAAGAGAAAAGAUUAAGUGUUAGAAAGACGUUUGAUUAAUAUUUUAAACGAUAAAAGUGAUGUAAUAAUUGUUUUUACUGGAUUUGGGGCAACGUUCCAGCUUCAUGAAAUGAAUAUAAUUUACUUUGUAUCUUUUGUGGUUAUUUCAGCUACAAGUGAUCAGCAUUAUCCUUAUGAAGGAAGCACUCUAGGCGGUGACGACUCAACAAGGGAAAUCAAUUUAUCUCACGGAAUACCAGUUGGGAAUGACAUUUUUCAUCAAGUUUAUGUGAGUACAAAUGGUCUCAUCACGUUCAAUGCCUCCAUUACAACUUAUAACCCAAACCUAACCACGUUUUAUCCGUUUUUGGCCCCCUUCUGGACAGACCUGGUUCCAAAAAGUAUUCAAAAUGAUAGAGUAUCCUACAGAGUCUACAUGGACAAAUCAUCAUUGCAGAAUGCCACUGUCGAUGUACAAAAGUUUAGCAGGACACCGUUUUUUCAGGCUGAAUGGAUGCUGGUAGCGACUUGGUAUAAUACGAGUUUUAUAUCCCGUAAUGAUCAUAAGAUAACAGUUCAAUGUAUUCUGAUAACAGAUUAUGUGUCUACGUACACAAUGUACAACUUUAUAAACGUGAGCAUUAGCGAUGUUGGAAAGAAAAUAGGAAUUGGAUUUAACAACGGAACUUCUUUCAGCAACCCGUACUCUCUAUCAACCAGUGCAUACAGAAUGAGUACUCACAUCGGAAAUACAGGGCUGUUCGGACUUUGGUUCUACACAGUCACCCCUGAUAAAAAUAAUUGCAUAUUCGGAACUUGUGAUCAUGGAGGGGUUUGUCAGGAUAUGUACAGAGAUUUCCAGUGUCACUGCAAGCGUGGAUUUACGGGGAAAAGAUGCCAAAUAGAUGUUGAUGAAUGCUUAGCACGGCCAUGUGACCAAGGGAUCUGCAAGAACACGGUAGGGAGUUAUCACUGCACCUGUUUCAUCGGUUGGAUAGGGAAACAUUGCGACUCUGAGGAACGACAGAAUAAUACUGUAUGUUCAAGGGAGGAAGUCUGUUGUAAAAUGUCACAGAACAAAUCACAGGAAGACACAGAUUCUGGCACAGUAGCUGUUUUAUCUGCUCUGUUAGCUGUCGUGAGUUUGGGUUCUCUGGCCCUGGCUGUACUCACUUUUCAUUUUAGAAGACAAAGAAUCCCAGAACAGACGAAUGUCACGGACGAGACUUACGAGAAUGUAAUACCGGUGUUAACGAACGCAACAGAACAAGAGUCAUCAAUCUACACAAAUCUUCAACUGAGCCCGAACGCCAACAAAUGAACGAGACAUACAAACAACAUGAUGUCAUAUUCCAAUUUCUUUCAUGCAUUGUGAAAAAUUGUUAAACAUUCUUAGUCAGUCAUGUUUUAUCCUGUUUGUCUGUCUGUUGUCAACUUUAACGUAGCCCAUAACUAUUGUGGCGUCAAGGGUAAGUGCAUACCAUUUCAGUCUACGCCCCACUCCAGAAUUACCAUCGGGGGCAUAGUGUCACUAACACAUCUUUUAUGUACCCCUCACAUGUAAGUCUAUCCUCGGUGAAAAAAGAAAGUUGAUUGAAUUCUCCACCUUUACCGUCCGUUUUGCUAUUUGUCGGAAUUUUUUUUCCUUUUAAGUUCAUCUAAGCUAAAAACUCAAAAGUUUUUCUGAUGACCUAGUGUCCCUAUGUUCUAGAACAUUUUUCCAACAGCUUUAAUAUUGCUUUUCAACUUUAUACACAACCAUUUCCCGCGAUAAAUUAAAGUUCGGGCUUUUCAACAUUAUUGACAGCUGCUUUUAUAAUGAAAAUGGCAGUCGUAAAUUUACUUACCAUGUCAUUGGUCAUUUGCAAAAUUUAUUUUGUGAAAAAAACAUUCUGAUUGUACACACAAGCACUCUAAAUGUGGCAUCAAAAAGAUGCUUCAAUUUCUCAUUGGCAAUAUCUAUGUGGCUUUAGAAACUAGGUAAUCCAACAAUCUAUUGGAAUUCCCAUGGGUACUAAUUGCGCCCUGUUAUAAGCAUUUGUUUUCAUAUGAAGCAGAAUUUGUCCAAAAUCUUAUACGUGAAAAGAAAAAAACACUUGCUGUGGCCUUCAACUCCAUAUUAAGAUAUAUCGACGACGUAUUGUCAAUAAACAAUGUUAUUUCUAUUCUUAUAUUGAUACGAUAUAUUCCUGUGAGCUGGAGAACAUGCCACAGGGUCUGGCAAUCUGUUUCAUAUUUGGAUAUUUUACUUUAAAAGACGUUAAUGGUAAUCAAACAACCAAGCUCUAUGAUAAACAUGAUGACUUUAACUUUUCAAUCGUCAUCUCCCCUUAUUUAUGCAGCAAUAUAUAUCACCUAGAUUCGGAGUUUAUAUAUCUCAUGCUAGAGCAUGCUCUACGUAUUUACAAUUUCAAAAAAGAUGUAAAUUAUUUACGAACAAGUUGAUGAAACAAUCAGCAGUCGAUACAAUGACCUUGUCAGCAAAUGCAUUUUAUCAAUGAGUCAAAUGCAGACGCUUUUAGUAAUUGAUAGUCCAUUAUUUACACACUGAAUUGACGACAGAUUUUUCCAUUAUUUCCCGGUCAUGACAAAGAGCACACGGCGGGUAUGACCGAUAUUCUCACUCUUCCAUGGCACCUGAUCCCACCUCUGAUGUUUCGGAGGUCUGUCUUUUCUCGGCUCCAAUUUUGUUUUGUUUAUUAAACUUUUGAGUUUGAA
Saccostrea cuccullata (small rock oyster) is the source of this 2737-nucleotide messenger RNA. Its product is annotated as sushi, nidogen and EGF-like domain-containing protein 1. Gene Ontology annotation, biological process: cell-matrix adhesion. NCBI's taxonomy places the organism in Eukaryota, Metazoa, Mollusca, Bivalvia, Ostreida, Ostreidae. The coding region runs from base 150 to 1340 and encodes 396 amino acids. Gene Ontology annotation, molecular function: calcium ion binding. The transcript has 10 exons. The record is from RefSeq and is a predicted model, not a curated record.